GUCGCGCAGUUUACGUGACAUCCGGACAUUUGGUGUAUAUUACGUCUCCUAAUCCAAGAUGGCUGCUGCAGUAUUUUUGCGAUCAUCCAGAGCUUUUAUGCUUGGUCCCAGGGCAAUGACCCGGACAUUCAUCAAGCCUAGACAUACUCUAGGUCACCCGGCUUUGUUAACUACAACUAUUCACACUUCACCACAACAUGACCAACAAAUUCAAACAAGCGGUUUUCUGGCAUCAUCUCACUGGAAUGCCGAGAGAGUACUGGCUACUGGUUUGCUUCUUGCUUUCCCCACCGCGUUCAUUACACAAUGUCCAGCGUUAGACUACGUCUUGGCAGCUGGAGUCACUCUACAUGGGCAUUGGGGUCUACAACAGAUAGUAACAGAUUACGUCCAUGGCGACAUGAUACCAAAAGUAGCGCAUGCAUCCCUCUACGGUUUAUCAAUCGCAGCAUUCGCUGGUCUUUGUUACUUCAACUACAAUGAUGUGGGGAUCGUUAAGGGUAUUCUUGAGUUGUGGAAGUUGUAACUCAAAUAACACUGUAAUUUCAUAGCAUUUGUAAAUUAGUUUGGAAAUCAGUACUGUUUUAUUUUUGUUUGCUUUACACGGCUUGUAUCAUUCACCUGAUUUUUCGAGGAAAUACAAAAAAUCAAAUUCCCAGAAUGCAAUUUUGAAUAUGGCAACUGUUUGAAACAAAUCAAACUCCAAAAAUGCAGUUCCAAUACUGCUAUUUACCAACAAUGUUGUCAACUGUAGAUCUUAAUCCAGUAUUAAAUGCAUAUGUGCUCAGUCAAAAAAAAAUGUUUUUCUAUUGAAAAUGUUUUGCACUUUUACGAAAACUUAUCUUACACUUGCUAGUCAGAUCUUUUAUACAUGUAUUAAAAUUAUGGGCAGUUGUGAUCGUAGAGUUGCAUAAUUAAUUUGGGAAACAGAAACUACCUGAAGCUGGAGCCAAAUAAGUUAAAAAUCUCCAACCAUCUUUUGUAUUGUCACAGUGGAAAUUGUCUGAACUGAAACUGGGAAGAUACAAUUUCUUGAAGUUUCGGCACUGGAAAAAUCAUGUAAAUUAUAAUGAGCAAAAUAUUCAGUGUCUAGGCUACCUCACAAUUAGUGUCCACCAUUGUUUUCUGAAAAAGUCUCGUCACCAAUUUUAGAAUCUGCUGGUUUAUUCAGAGGAGGCAGUCAUAUUUUCUGUGUAACAGCAAUAAGAAGCUAGAAAGUCCAAAACGAGAUUAAUAUUUUAAUGCGCAAUUUCAGUUCCCUGGGUACCAUGUGUUUAUUUCAUAUGCAAAAUACGGUGGAGAUAUGAUUCACUUUAUUAUUUCAGUAUGGUACUGACAAGAAAAGUAACAUCUAUGUAUGUGCUGCCGGACAAUUCUGACGGGAUUAUUUACGGUAGUAUAUUCUGCAAAGUUGGUUCUAAAUGCAACAACCUUCAUGUGCCCUUUAUAGCGUAGUAACAGAACUUUUUUUCCAGCAGUACAGAAAGCAAUGCAUGACAGUGGUGGUUUUCAUUAUUUAUAGACAAACUCUGCACUCUUACCUUUUAUUCAAUGAAAAAACUUUCUCUGCUUGUUUUUCCAAUGAAAAUGAUUCAAGUGAUUAUAUAUAGUUCAAUGUAGAUGUAAAGAUUGAGUCAAAAUUAGGACAUGAGGAAAUUGUUAUUGCUGAACUUCGACUUUGCUUUGGAGUUAUUGGAAGGGAGAAGCAGCAAAGGGAAAAAAUACAGCGGGAAAUUAGUUUAGUGUGCAACUCAUGGACUUGUGUUACUUGCACUAUGCGAUCCUGCCUUUCUUGCUUCAAUGAAAUAUAUUAGCGGAAACGUAAUGUAAUCUGGAUUGAAAUGGUCAUUAUUAAAUGUUUACUUCAAAAACAAAAAUGGGACCACUUUGAUAAGUUAUAUGUAUGCAUGUCUUUGUAUCAGUCAAGCGAGGGGAAUAGAUAAAUGAGCGUGUUUGUGGUUGGUAAUCAGGUGGGAUAUCAACAGCCACAGUAAUUGAAGCAUCUUCAUAUGAACGUCACAAGCACAGACAUUCAAAAUUUUGAGUACUGUACAAGUGUUAUUUCAACUGCAGUGCGAAAAUAGCUUAAACUGUAAAGAAUUAAGAUCCAAAUGCUGAUAUGACACAGAAUCUUUGUCACAAGCCACUCUUGACUGAAACAUAAUUUACCAACUCUGUAGGCUCCGUUCAUGGCACGGAUGUCUCUUAUCUGGAUGAAUUUGAUGCCAAGUGUUUACAGGGGUUUGUUUUCUUUUACUGUUUAUUGACUGAGAAUAGAUAAAAUCAUGUGAUGAUAGUAGUGUUAACAGAAUGGGACCAUGUGAUUGAUAAGCUACCAACAGGUUUAUACUGUACCACAUCAAUUCCUUUCUUUGUGGCACUUGUAAACAACCAGUCUCCUAAUGGCACAUGCGUAGAUUUGAUACUAAAGGCAUUUCCACAGGCUUGACAUAGUAUUUUACUUUUAUCAUAAUUGUCGUUGAUCGUCUCAAUUACUGUACUGUUCAUAUUUUUUUGCCAUAGCUUUGGAGUGAAUUCUAUUAAAUAAUGUAUAAUAUA
Molecule: messenger RNA, 2559 nt
Organism: Saccoglossus kowalevskii
Lineage: Eukaryota; Metazoa; Hemichordata; Enteropneusta; Harrimaniidae
Product: succinate dehydrogenase [ubiquinone] cytochrome b small subunit, mitochondrial-like
Biological process (GO): mitochondrial electron transport, succinate to ubiquinone; tricarboxylic acid cycle
Cellular component (GO): membrane; mitochondrial envelope; respiratory chain complex II (succinate dehydrogenase)
Molecular function (GO): ubiquinone binding; heme binding
Source: RefSeq, a predicted model, not a curated record